Molecule: messenger RNA, 1239 nt
Organism: Diatraea saccharalis (sugarcane borer)
Lineage: Eukaryota; Metazoa; Arthropoda; Insecta; Lepidoptera; Crambidae
Source: the annotation of a GenBank genome assembly
AUGGAUCGAUUUUCUUUGUGUACAUUGUUGGCGUUGCUGCUACCAGUGAAAUGUUUAUAUGCUGGCGACAGUUGCAUCGCAGAUGAUCAGCCAGGCACAUGUUCCCGUCUCUCUGAGUGUAAGCCGCUAAUGGACGAGAUCAGGAGGGCUGGAAAUCCAAUGCCAAUUCACCUUAGAAUGAAAUUAAUUGAUCUAUCUUGUGGAUUCGAAUCAGAGGAACCUGUGGUCUGCUGCACUGCAUCAUCCGGCAAUCCGAGCGUAGUUACUCCAGAUCCUGUGGCCACUGCUGCCACCAGUGUUACCAUGGACGUCACUUCUGACUCAUCUGUUAGCAAACAGCCAAAUGAUGAUGGAGAUGCCAACGCCGAAAGCCGUUUGGGGUUGCCUAAUGUACAGAACCAUCCGAAUUUGCGUCUUUUACCCACAACAAACUGUGGCAUUUAUGACAGCGAUCGAGUAUUCGGAGGCAACAGGACACGUCUGUAUGAAAUGCCAUGGAUGGUUCUACUGGCAUAUGACUCACCGCGAGGAAGAAAAUUGAGCUGCGGUGGUACUUUGAUUAGUGAAUGGUAUGUGCUGACUGCGGCACAUUGCGUUUCAUUCUUAGGCGAACGCCUGAAAUUCAAGGGAGUGGUGCUAGGCGAAUAUGACGUAAGGAAAGACCCUGAUUGCGAGCGUAUCGAAGAGCAACAAUUUUGUGCACCAAGCGUCAGAAACGUGUCUGUGGAAACAGUAGUCGCUCAUAAGGGAUACAGCCCUCAGACUUUAGUCGAUGACAUCGCACUAUUAAGACUUUCAGAACCAGCUGACUUCAAUUUGGAAAGUAUGAGCCCCGUAUGUCUUCCAUUCACGUCAAAACUUCAAACUGAAGACUUGGUUGGGCGUUCAGGCAUCGUUGCUGGUUGGGGAGCAACGGAAGAUGGAUUGCAAUCUCCAGUUCUUCUGAGUGUAGAUUUGCCAAUAGUGGGAAACAAGGAAUGUCAGGAUGCUUACAAUGGUAACCCUCGCAUAUACGAUCGUCAAUUAUGCGCUGGCGGCAUUCAAGACAAGGAUUCCUGCGGUGGCGAUUCUGGUGGCCCUCUAAUGUACCCUGGAAGUGUGGGACUUAAGGGAGCGCGGUACGUCCAGAGGGGCAUCGUGUCAUACGGGUCAAAGAGAUGCGGCUUAGGAGGUUUACCUGGAGUCUACACAAGGCUCGCCUACUAUAUGGAUUGGAUAUUAGACAAUAUGCACGACUAA